CAAAACCACAUAUGACGAUGCGGUAGAAUCUGGCCACGCGGUGUUCAUGGCGGAACAAGAUGAGGGCUGCGGGGAUAAGUUCCAGAUGCGUCUGGGCAAUAUCCCGGCGCGUUCUACUGUUACCAUUAUACUGAAAUACGUGAGUUCUCUGGAGGCGGAAAAUCUGGUGGAUGAGAAAAGCAAUUCGCGGGUCACGUUUACACUGCCGAGUGUACUAAACCCGCGCUACACACCAGGGGAAUCCCGUACACAACGCGAAUUUGACCCUUUCGCGCCUUGUGAAUCGCUCAAACCAUACUCCAUCAGUUUUGUUGGUGAUAUUAACAUGCCGUAUCGUAUACUGGAGGUGUCAUCUCUGCGUGACAAAUUUGAUAUUGAGUGGACUUCAACUGAUCACAGAUCUGCCCAAGUAAAAAUUUCCGACUUCAAACCUGAUCAUGAUUUACAAAUGUUGAUUGACAUGGAUCAAAAGUUGAACUCAUUCGCUGUUUGUGAGUGGGGCGAUCGGCAGGCAAAGAGUAUUUUCUCCAAAGACUGCAUCAUGGCACAGUUUAUGCCGGAUUUCACGGAUGUCUCGGACGAAAUGGAGACUCGGACUGAGGUCUAUUUCGUGAUUGAUCGUUCGGGGAGCAUGAGUGGAGGCAAUAUUGCACGUGCUGCCGAAUCGUUACUUUUAUUCCUCAAAAGCCUUCCAACUGGCUGUCGCUUUCAAAUUAUCGGAUUUGGAAGCACGCAUGAAGCACUCUUUCCAGAGUAA
Molecule: messenger RNA, 757 nt
Organism: Echinostoma caproni
Lineage: Eukaryota; Metazoa; Platyhelminthes; Trematoda; Plagiorchiida; Echinostomatidae
Source: the annotation of a GenBank genome assembly